UUAAAUAUUAUCCCUCAACUGUAACAUUAUUUUGUUAAAUUACUCGAAAGUUCUAAAGAUAAGGAGGAGCCAAAAGUUAUGAAAUGUUCAUACAACCUUAUCUCCCUCCCCCUCCACACACACACACACACACACACACACACACACACACACGCUAUUACUGUUCACAUGAAGAAGUCGGCAGAGGAAGCCGAAACCGGCGCCGACUACUUGGAGGUCCUGAAGGCGGCGGCGCAGGCGUGGCAUGCGCAGUCCGGCAACCCGAAGCCGACCCAGCGAGCUCCGCACCGCUCGCGCUUCAGGCUCGAGGCCAUGCGGUCGGCUGCCGCUGCCGAUCGCAACGGCGUCGUCGGCUUUUACACAAACAGCAGCAGCAGCAGCAGCGUGAGUGGAACGUGGGACUUCACGCAGUCGCUGUGGGACUCGUACGAGAUCGUCGCGGUGUCGAAGAAGCUCGAGGCCAGCCUCGCGCUCGACGCCGACAGGGAGGCCGACCGACGCCCGGUGCCGCUGGGCCGUGCUGUCGUUGUCAGGCGGAGCGGCAAGAGAAGCAGGGAGAGCAAGAACUCUUUGAGGAAUCUGUUUCACAGAGUUUCGGAUUCUAAAAGUAACACCGUGUACGGUGAUUUACAAGAAUUAAAAUACCGUGACGCGAGUUCAUGUCGAAAAUGAUACGGUACAAUAUGUGCCCUGCAUGCUGGGUACACAAAUACAUGUGUGCCAAACAUAUUCAACAAUUUAUUUCUAAAUUUCUUCUAUUCACGUUUUUAUUUUUAUCUUUUUA
Ananas comosus (pineapple) is the source of this 784-nucleotide messenger RNA. RefSeq lists its product as uncharacterized. Lineage: Eukaryota; Viridiplantae; Streptophyta; Magnoliopsida; Poales; Bromeliaceae. The record is from RefSeq and is a predicted model, not a curated record.